AUGGGCGCCGCGAGCAGCAGCUGCGCCGCCGGCCCGUCGUCUUCGUCGCCGCCGCCGCGUCGCCGGCCGCGGAUCGGCCUCGGCGGGUGCUUCGGGGCCGGAUCCUCCGCGCGCGACGGCGGGGGCCUCGCCGCCGCCGCCGCCGCGGCCGCCUCCUCCUCGCGCGCCCUCCAGGCAGCAACUCGGCAAGCAGAGCGAGCAGCGGCUGGGCUAGAUUUCCAGCCUUCCCUGUCUGCUAAGGAUCUUCGCCACACCAGCGAGCCAGACCCAAGAGUGCAUCCGUCUUCAAGCACCAUAAGUCACCGCCUCCGGUUCAACCACCUGGACUGUCACGAGAACAAGGAGCAUGCCCUGCGAAUUAAAGAUGCUGAAACGAGUGGUCUGGCGAGUUCAUCAGGAAAGGAUGCCGUGAUUAGGGGAAAUCUCAGUAAUGAAGCUGGCAAUGAUGAGAGAACAUCUGGGGAAGGGGUUAGUCCUAUGGCACAAGAGCUUGUAGAACCUGCACCUGAUAAUGUCCAUAUUGACGCAGUUUUCAUUACAGAAGUUAGUGGCUCCUUGUCCCAGUCUGAUUUCCACUCCUCGCUGAUGACAUCUGAAAGGAUCAUGCCUGGCUUGGAAGACGGCGAGACAGCUCUCCGCAGGACUUCAUCCAGAGAUGUUUUGUCAAGUGAAAGAUCAGAUGUUUCUCAAUCCAGCUUGACAUCUGUGUUGCCUGCUACUUCAAGCGCAUCAUCCAUCGUUGGUGAAUCAAUUCCAGAUGCAACUGCUAGCAGAGAAGAUGUUCCAACCAUAUUCAGUGUGUCUCAUGGUCAGAUUGGUGGCAGUACAGUGCAUGAAGACAUGGUUAGCAUUUUCUCAAAUGAUGGCCCAGAACACCCCCGAGAUUCCAGCAAUGGUGAAACAAGAAGAAAUCAUAGAAGAGUCCUAUGGGAUUCAUUUUCAAGACGUGGUUCUAGAGGUUAUCUAGAUUCAGACACUGAUGAUCUGGGAUUUUACAGUAGAUGGCUAGACCUUGGUGAUGAUCUUUUUGGUGAUGAGGUUGAGGAGGCACGAUACUUUCAUCGUAGACGCCAUGGUUCAAUCAGAGUAAACCAGUAUUCAAGAUCUCGGAUUAGGGAGCACCGUCGUGCUAUUUUUGAUAGUGGGAACGGACAAAGUACUGCUGCUUGUCCUUUGGGGAUCCACCAAAUUGGCAGAUGCACCUGUGAUGCAUUCUUGGUCGCUGAAGAAUCUAGUGCUCGCGCAAGUAUAUCAAGAAUUGUCAUGUUAACGGAGGCAUUAUUUGAGGUAUUGGAUGAGAUUCACCGGCAACCCUCAUCACUUUCACUUUCCAUGGCCUCUGCUCAAGCUCCAGAGGCUGUGGUUAAUUCAUUACCAUGUAAGAGCUACAAAAAGCUUGAGACAGCCCAAUGCAGUGCUGAUAUGGAACAGUGCCAUAUCUGCUUAACUGAAUAUGAGGAUGGAGAUCAGAUAAGAAGUCUCCCAUGCAAACAUGAGUUUCACCUGCAGUGUGUCGACAAGUGGCUUAAAGAAAUACACAGGGUGUGCCCGUUGUGUCGUGGGGACGUCUGCGAAGGUGUUGCCUCUUGA
Molecule: messenger RNA, 1590 nt
Organism: Triticum turgidum subsp. durum (durum wheat)
Lineage: Eukaryota; Viridiplantae; Streptophyta; Magnoliopsida; Poales; Poaceae
Source: the annotation of a GenBank genome assembly